AUGGAUAUGGAUAGUACUAUGUCUGGAGGCCCCGACCUCACGGACGCUGGGCUUGAUAUGUCCAAUGACACUGUGGCUUCAGAAUUUCUAGCUGCGCUUCUUGAUGACACCACCUUGCAACAGACCGAUUAUGCUAUCGCGAGGGCAUUUUGGUACGGCAUUGUCAUUGUCAUCGUCCUGGCAGGUAUUGUCAACUGGACUCAAUGGGGUCAGCUGAAGUUACGAUUGCGCGCGGCCGCCGCAAAUCGUCCCCGGCCGACAAGUCCGUCCAACAUCAUUACUUCAUUCCUUGCCGGCUGUACUGCUAUUGUCCGAGAAGUGUCAUACCAUCAAAUAACCCCUAUCAACUCGUGGCUGCGGAUACCAGCAGUCGGAUCAAUCUUGUUAAUCUUAAUAUACCUCGGAUACAUCAUGGGACUGCAAUUCAUUAACUGGGAUUACCCUGGCGCACAACACUGGCAGGCACAAGGCAUCCGAGCAGGAUGGCUCACGAUAGCUCAGUUCCCACUUCUCUUGCUCCUGGCUGGCAAGCGGAACUUGAUUGGGUACGCAGUCGGUGUCUCAUACGAACGACUACAAGUUCUGCACCGUUGGGUAGCAAGGGUCAUGCUGCUCACUGCUACCAUCCAUGGUGGUGUGCAAGCCUACGGCUGGAAGAAAUAUGGGGUAAUGAAACUUGAGAUUGACACUGAUAGCUGUAUCCCCACGGGCUUUUCCACUUGGAUUAUCAUGCUUUGGCUUGUUCUAUCCUCCACUGCUCCGAUUCGCAAUUGGCGCUAUGAGAUAUUUGUGGUUCAACAUAUUAUCACCUUUUUUGGACUUGUCAUGGCUAUCUUCCACCAUCUGCCUUCAACCGCCCUAAGUUCAAGAAUAUACGCUUGGAUCGGAGUCGGUGUGUUUAUUUUUGACCGGCUGGUCCGGACCCUUCUCUACGCUUUCAAUAAUAUGAAACCUGCGAAAGCCACCCUUCAAAGCCUGCCCGGAGAUGUCACGAAAGUUCGGAUCACUUCUUCCCAGAUUAAGAAUUGGAAUCCGGGGCAGCAUGUCCUUUUAUCCAUUCCAAAAUUGGGACUGGGUCAAUCACACCCAGCGACGAUUCUCUCCAUCCCUUCAUCCCAUAAUAAUGACUUGGUCUUCAUCUUGCGAGCCCAUGGAGGCUUCACUCAGCGACUGCUCCAAUCGGCCAAAUCAUCCUCAACAGAUCUUUCUCCGGUGAUUGCAGAAAAGGAGGAGGCCAUCAGACAGGAUACAUUAGAAAUAAAAGAGGUGGAAUAUGUUUCCCUUAUUGGUGGUCCAUAUGGUGGAUCUCAUUCCGACUUUGCGGCUUUCGACACUGUGUUUCUCAUCGCGGCAUCCACUGGUGUUACAUUCACUCUACCGAUCCUUCUCGACAUUGCGGCACGGUCGGCAAAUCAGAAGCUACCGGCCUGCAAAGUGGUGUUUGCUUGGGUGUCCAAGGCUCCUUCAAGCACAUUCAACACUCCUUUGAGUAAUGAUCCAGACAUUGAAUCAUCCUCAUCGGGAAAGGCUCAACAAAGGGAAGCAGAGACAAGCAUAUCAUUACCAGCCGCCUGUUCCACAGUUGAAUCCGGUCGGCCCCAGCUGAAGCCCCUUCUCUGGGACUUGCUGAAUCACGCGCGGGGAGAAACUGGUGUCGCGGUGUGCGGACCUCCGGGACUGGUGAGCUAUGUACGAAACACGGUUGCCAUUUCCUUUCAGCACUCUUUAGCGUUCCGCAGCUAUGAUGUACUGCGUGCACUGAUCCAGAUUUAUCUUUCGGAUGCAUCGCUCACCGAGCCUCUGGAGAAAUAUCUUAAGCGCUUCAAUGUCUCUCUCGUCCAUGAGGCUUGCUCUGCUGCAAAUCAAGAUCUAGUUCUGUGGUUGAACUCCUUUUUAUGCGUGGCCGAGGCGCUAAGGGAAGCGGGCGGUCUUAUGGUGGCGUUAAAAGCUGGGGAGAGUCUUCCUGUUGCUAGGCAGAAGGCGCGCGAGAAUCGAGACCGUGUCGAGGAUUUCAUUUACUGGCUCUUGAGGAGUGGCUGCUUAGUGUCCGAGUCCGAUGCGUUUGAGCAAGAUUAUAAACACAACAAGGACUCAGAGAAAGUCCUGGCACUAACGGGUACUGUUCUCGGUGGGCCUAUUCCCUAUGCGAGCCAGGCGAUGGUCUCGCAUCUCAUUGCCAAUGGAGCUGACGUCUAUACUCGUCAGGCGUGGUAUGGACGGCUCCCGCUUUACUGGGGUUCGGACGGUAUCGUGGAUAUGCGCAAAGAAAAGCAUAACUCAGAGAAGACCGUCUCACAAAUGGCAGAGACCGUUAAAACCCUUCUCGACAUAAAGCCUGAUACUGUCAACGCGCGAGACCGGCAUGGUACUAUGGCUUUUCAUUACGCGGUGCAUACCGGUUUAGGAUACGUGGCCGUUCCUCGAGCUAUUGAGUUGCUUCUAUCUGUCAGCCCCUCUCGUGACAUAUUGGACUUCCGCAAUGGCCGAGGUUCAACGGCCUGUCAAAAGCUUGGAAUUUCCGCAGAGGAAAAGCAGGAUUCACCCUAA
This is a messenger RNA of Penicillium canariense, 2547 nucleotides long. RefSeq names its product ferric reductase family protein. The coding region runs from base 1 to 2547 and encodes 848 amino acids. The transcript is spliced from 8 exons. The record is from RefSeq and is a predicted model, not a curated record. Gene Ontology annotation, biological process: iron ion transport; intracellular iron ion homeostasis; copper ion import. Gene Ontology annotation, molecular function: ferric-chelate reductase activity. NCBI's taxonomy places the organism in Eukaryota, Fungi, Ascomycota, Eurotiomycetes, Eurotiales, Aspergillaceae. Gene Ontology annotation, cellular component: plasma membrane.